Clupea harengus (Atlantic herring) is the source of this 919-nucleotide messenger RNA. RefSeq names its product homeobox protein Dlx3b-like. Gene Ontology annotation, molecular function: RNA polymerase II cis-regulatory region sequence-specific DNA binding; DNA-binding transcription factor activity, RNA polymerase II-specific. Gene Ontology annotation, biological process: epithelial cell differentiation; regulation of transcription by RNA polymerase II; embryo development. The record is from RefSeq and is a predicted model, not a curated record. NCBI's taxonomy places the organism in Eukaryota, Metazoa, Chordata, Actinopteri, Clupeiformes, Clupeidae.
AUGACCGGAGUCCUCUCUGAAAAAAAGUUUUCUAACGUUUCAUCCCACUUGCUUGGCUCAUCGGUGUUCGAACAAGCAUCCGAAACAGACUUACAUACCCUUCCGGAUUCUGAAGUCGCUGGUAUGAGUUACUAUACCGGCCACACGUCGCAUAGCCACCAGGACUACUACCAGCCAUAUUCUCAGUCGAUGAGUCCAUAUUCCUAUCAGCAGUACAAUCCGAACGGAUUAGGAGCAUCAGGUGGUUAUCCCAUGAAGACGGAGUAUCCUUAUUCUCAUACGUACAGACAAUAUGGACAUUACUGUAGGGAAAUACAGACAACCCAAGACACAGUGAAAGAAGAACCGGAACCUGAAGUGCGAAUGGUCAACGGAAAACCGAAGAAAAUUCGCAAGCCACGAACCAUCUAUUCCAGUUACCAGCUGACGGCUUUACAGCGGCGCUUCCAAAAGGCACAGUAUCUGGCCCUACCGGAACGGGCAGCGCUUGCGGCGCAGCUUGGGGUUACCCAGACACAGGUCAAGAUAUGGUUCCAGAACCGCCGGUCGAAGUUCAAGAAACUGUACAAAAACGGCGAGCUGUCGCUGGAUCACAGUCCGAAUGCCAGCGACUCAAUGGCGUGCAACUCGCCGCCCUCCCCUGCAACUUGGGAUUCGAGCGCACACGCUAACGCAGCCAACAGAGGGCAGAUUCCUCCACAGUCCCAUUCUUCUUCGCCGUCUUUUAUGGAUGAUUGCAGCCAUCACUAUCAGCAAGGCUCACAUUUAGGCGUUCAGCACCCGAACUCGGUGCACCAUACGCCCCCAUCUACGCAGAAUGCUUACUGACCCUGAUGGACGCUCUACAGUGAAUUUAAGAUCUACCAUGGCAUUGGACAAUUUUAAUUUCGUCCGUUGGAUGAAACUAAAAGAACGUUUA